Diaporthe batatas is the source of this 543-nucleotide messenger RNA. RefSeq lists its product as uncharacterized. NCBI's taxonomy places the organism in Eukaryota, Fungi, Ascomycota, Sordariomycetes, Diaporthales, Diaporthaceae. Bases 1 to 543 code for a protein of 180 amino acids. The transcript has a single exon. The record is from RefSeq and is a predicted model, not a curated record.
AUGCAGUUUUUCACCGCUAUCGUCGCCGGCCUCUUCGCCACCGCCGCCUCGGCCAUCGACCUGCACCUCGAGUACGCAGGCGGCUGCAGCACCAGCGGCGGCGGCUUCAUCUGCUACAACAUCAACCCGGACACCUGCUGCAGCGUCAACUCGGGCACCUACUUCGGCAGCGGUUCGUUCCGCGCCAUCCCCCGCAACUGGAACAUCAACGCGCGCGGCCACGGCGGCCCCAACUGCGGCGCCAUCCGCGAGCAGCGGGCCAGCGGCGGCUCCGACUACGUCUGCCUUGGCGGCGGGCCCUUCGGCGGCACCGGCUACGGCUUCGCCAACAAGAAGAUGAUCCGCGGCGCCACCGAGGCCCGCGAGGAGUCCGUGGGCUGCGCCACCCCCGACGUCGCCUACCUCGCCGACGGCACUUUGUACAACUACACCGCCGUCGUCGAGACCGGCCAGCCCGCCGAUGAGCUCGUCCAGCUUUUCCAGUCCGGCGACAUCCCCGAGAGCUUUGACGCGUUCAAGCUCGAGGAGACCCUCAAGCUGUAA